AUGCCCAGCCUCGGAGGACAACCUGGUCAAGGGCCGCCCAACGGGCCGCCAAACGGUAGCGGCGGCGGCAGACCGGAUCAGCAGCAGCCGCCAGCUCCGCCGACCGGCUUCGCGCCCUCCGGUGGGCUGCAUCCGCCCACCAACAAUCAAAUGCAGCAGCAACAGCAGCAGCAGCAGCAAAUGCAACAGCAGCAACAAAUGCAACAGCAACAGGGGGUCCCACAGCAGCAGCAAUUGUCAAACUCGCAACACUUGGGCCCGAGCUAUGCUGCUCAUCUGCCGAGUAUGGGCCCCUUCAGUGGUAACAAUGCCGUUGCAGUUGCCGCGUCCCAGCAACAACAACAACAACAGCAGCAGCAGCAACAGCAACAACAGCAACAGCAGACCGCGGGACACGCGGCCGCGAUUGCCACCGGCAACAUUCCCGAUGCCAAUCAGCCCGUCGAGCGUCUGUCGCGCCGGAUAAACGGCUACAGGCAGCGCCAGGCCGACGUCGAGCCGCGAUUCGAAAAGGCGUUCGAGGGCAUCAUCAAGCAGAACAUGAACGACACGAACAAUCUCAAGACGAAAUUCAUCGACUCCAAGCCGAAGAGGGGGUCGAAGAAGAGCGAGAAGGCGAAGCCGGCCGAUUCGACUGCUGCCGUGGUUUCUAAGUUCAAACGGCCGAUAUCACAGGAGGACGCAGAUAAUCCGACAGACUUCGAACCCACGCACAAGCGACCUUACAAUAUGACGCAGUUCCCGAAUCCGAGUUUAAAUAUACAAAAUCAACAACAACAGCAGCAGCAACAGCAACAGCAGCAGCAACAACAGAUGCAAAUGGCACAGCAGAACCAAAGAGCACAACAAGCGAUACAGGCCCAACAAGCACAAGCUCAGGGUCAGAUUCCAUCGCAAACGCAGGUGCAACAACAGGCCCAAGCUCAGGCCGAAGUAGCGCAAGCACAGGCGCAGCUACAGACACACGCGCAAACGCAGAUCAAGAGCGAAAAUAUUCCGGCGACGGUCGACUCGGUGGUCAAUUUCUUGGAAAAUGAACAGAGCGAAAAACUGUUCAUGCCGAGUAAGUUUUUCUAUCAUGGAUAUUGCAAAGAAGAAGUAAAAACGGAGAACGACAGAAGCCCGCCAAUGAUGAACAAUUCACACGUUCAGAACAAUGCGAUAGGACUCUCACCUGCUCCCGCCCAAGACAACAAUGCACUGGCUGCCGCUGGAGCUGUGGGACUGGGCGAGCAAGAUCUCAACGAUCCGCACUUCGUUGCAGAUUUCAGCGUCUAUCUUCCGGAUGACAUGAACGAGGUGGUUGAAGGUUUUGAGGCUCUCGAUCCAGACCAUUUGAUAUUUUCCAAUCCACUUAACCCACCCCUCCCGGCCGUCGAGAACAAUACCACAUCAACAAUAUCACAGGUACCAAUUACACAAUCAUCUCAAGACGCUAUGAAAAUUCAAACGGACCUGGACGAGUUCGACUCUCUGCUGGUGAAGGUCCGGGAGAAAGAAUCGGCGGGAGAAAGAUCCAAUCAAGCCUUAAUACAACAGCAAAUUCAAAAUCAACAGCAGCUCCUGGCACAGCAGCAACAGCAACAGCAGCAUCAACAACGGCAGCAGGCGCAACAACAACAGUUGCAACACCAACAACAGCAGCAGCAGCAGCAGCAGCAGCAGCAGCAUACGCAUCUGCAGCAGCAGAGAGCAGCGGCACAUCCGUAUGGUGCACUUGCACUACCACCACAGCAAACUCGGAAGAUGAAAUCGCCGAAUCAACCCAAGUCACAGCAAGCGCCCGCGUACGCGCCCAACGUGAAUGUCAACACGUUCACGAACAGGUCGCCUAUGUACAAAAUGAACGAUAACAGCGGGGCGGCACACACGCUCAAAGUCAUGGCCGACAAUCACAAAAGCAAUCAGAUCUCGCCGCCGAUUCCCGGUGUGGCGCCCGCCGCCAUGUCCGCCGCGAGUCGGAACUUGAGCGCCCGCUCGCCCUACAGCGCCGACUUUGGAUUUGGAGGCGACUUUUUACCCAACCAAGCCCAAACGACGCAGCAGCAGACGGGAAAUUUCGUGCCCAAGCAACAGCAGCAGCAGCAGCCGCAAUUUCCUCAGCAAGACUUCGUGGCGAGUAGUCCUCAACAUCCACAACAGCAGCAACAAUCCCAACCCCAACCGCAGCCACCGCAGCAACAGCAGCAACAGCCCCCACAGUCGACGCAAGCUCAACAGUUCGAGAGCAAGCGUCAAGCCAAUGCCAAAUCUUCCAUCAUCGUUAAUCAGAAUUCCAUCAGGCAGCAGCCGUUCUCGCCGUACGCCGGCAGUCCGAAUCCGAUGCCGAAUCACGGCAGCCCGGGAUACCCGAUGGCUCAGCGAUUGUCCGGCAGUGCCAGUUUCAACGCCACCUCGCCUAGACCAGUGACGGGGGCCGUGCCGUCGCCGCUGCAACAGCAGAUCUCCCAGCAAACUGGUCACAAUACUAGUCCAAAUGGCACCGUCAUCAAUCCCUACGGCGUCAACAGUUUCGAGGAUGAAAACCGAUUCCAGCAGCAGAGCAGGUUCACGGAGCAGCAGCUGCAGCAACAAAAAUUGAUGCAGCAACAGCAGCAAGUGGCAGCAGCGGCCGCAGCGGCAGCGGCGACGCAACAGCAACAGCAGUUGCAAGCACAACAGCAGGCGGCGCAACAACAGCAGCAACAGGCACUACAGGCGCAACAGCAGCAACAGGCGCUGCAGCGACAACUGCAGCUCGAUUCGACGAAUGUGGCGUUUGUCAACAAAAUGAACAAUAAUAUGAACAAUAACAUGAACCAAAUCGCUGGACUGGCGGCUCAUCGUACCCCGAGCGCCAACGGACCCAAUGCUCUUCCGGAUCAUCACGCCAAGACUUUGGCGCAAGCUCGAAACGCGCAUGCUUUCACGCAGAAGCAACAACAACAAAUGCAGCAACAUCUGAAGCAGCAGCAGGCGCUGGCCCAACAACAACAACAGCAACAGCAGCAGCAGCAGCAGCAGCAGCAGCAACAACCAACGCUGCCACCGCAAAACGCGCAACUUCCAGCGGUGCAGCAUCCGACUCUGCAACACACAUUGAGUCAAUCGCCGUUGAGCACUCAGCAACUGAUGCACCAACAGCAAAUGCAGGGCCAAACGAUGCAGCAACAAAGUUUGCAGCAUGCGCAAGUCAAUAUGAACGCGAUGUCCGGUAGCAUAGCGGUCAGGCCACCACCCCCAGAGUACAAGAAUACACAAAUAAACCAAAUGAGUAUGCCUGUGCAGCAGCAGAGGUAUCAUCAGCAAGCUGCUGGUGUGAACACGGCUGCCGCGCGUCAAAAAAUGUUGCAGCAACAAUUGCAAAUGCAACAGCAGCAGCAACAACAGCAGCAGCCCCCACAGUCGUUGCAACAGCCAAUCCAAAGUCAAUUGCAAGCGUCGUCCGCUCUCAAUAAUCAACAGGGCGGAAACUUGCUGCGCAGUCAACUCGCAUCGGCACCCAAUGUAGUUAUCAAUUCGCAAGCUGCCUACUCGAACGCGAUGAACAGCGGAGUCACAGCUCCUCCAAAUGCCACAGUUACCUCGGACAUCAUGGGCAUGACCCAAAGGGGUUAUCCAAGGAUGAACAAUCCUAGGAAUUCUGCGAUGGACAUGAAUCAGAUGAGAAUGGGCAAUCAGCAGCAGCAGCAGCAGCAGUGGAACGUGGCCUACAAUCAGCAGCAACCGCAACAGCAGCAGCAGCAACAGCCACAACAGGUACUCAACCAGGUACAAAUGCAACCGCAGCAGCUGCAACUCCAGCAACAAAUGCAGCAACAUCAGCAGCAAAUGCAAGCGGCACAGAUGCCGCAGCACCAGUUGCAACAGCAUCAACUGCAGCAGCAUCAGCAAAUGCAAAUGCAACAGCAGCAGAUGCACUUGCAACAAAAUCAACAAAUGCAGUCGCAAACAGCAGGGUUCCCCGCGAUGCAACAGUUCUCGCCCAUGGUGCACCAGCAAGCUUUGCGUCAGAGCGGUGGCGUCAUGGUCUGUACAAGUGGCGUCACCACACCAACGCAGCAAAUGGUUGUGGCUCAACAACAGCCAAAUCUGAUGCACCCAGUUACCACAACAGUGAAUUCAUUGCCUCAACAACAGCAGCAACAACCACAGCAACAACAGGAGGAUAAACAGCAGCAGCAACAGCCGCAACAAGCGCAGCAACAGUUGCCAUUUCAAAAUAAUUCGGGGGCAAGGGGUAAUGUGAGUCAACAGACGCCCGCGGCCACAAACGAACAUGAAAAUGACAUUGAUGAAAUUUUGAAUGAAAUAAACGAUCCCCCUUCCGAUUUACUCUCAGUUGAUUAUAACGAAUUGCUGAAGUACGUUCAACCUGAACAGCAAAAUCAGUAAUAACGAACCAUUGUAAUUACUUCAAUUUUAAUAUAAUUUUCAUACGUUAAGAAACUCUCUUCCGUCUCAUAUCUGCGUGCGUAUCGUUCUCGUUAUGAUGUGUAGAUAAUUCGUAAAAAAGAGGAUAUGGGAGUGGAAGAUAGGUAUUUUUAAUAAUCAACUUUGAAUUUUGUCGAGAAAAUCGUUGAAAAAUGAACGAUUUACGAUGAACUGUGGUAUAUGCGCCUUGAAGUGCCAAUAUCAAACACAUGAUAUGCCAGUAAGCAUGAAUAACACAGAGAAGAGAGUUCAUUCAUUUUUUAUUGCUCGACGUUUCGAAUGUACAUAAUACAGAAUUUUAGAGAGUUUAUGUACAAAGUUAAUAGAUAAAAAUAUUAAGCUUUAAGUGCUCUGAUCUAUAGUUCUACAUUUUUGUAGCAGCUUCGUUGAUGAGCAUUUGUAUAUAAAUUCAGAUUAAUUUUUUAAGGCGGAUAUAUUUAUUUCGUAUUUUAAUAAGAAAAUGGCUAGU
Messenger RNA from Trichogramma pretiosum, 4882 nucleotides. RefSeq lists its product as uncharacterized. The coding region runs from base 1 to 4374 and encodes 1457 amino acids. The transcript is spliced from 9 exons. The record is from RefSeq and is a predicted model, not a curated record. Gene Ontology annotation, biological process: positive regulation of transcription by RNA polymerase II; Notch signaling pathway. Gene Ontology annotation, cellular component: nuclear speck. Gene Ontology annotation, molecular function: transcription coactivator activity. NCBI's taxonomy places the organism in Eukaryota, Metazoa, Arthropoda, Insecta, Hymenoptera, Trichogrammatidae.